Messenger RNA from Amorphotheca resinae ATCC 22711, 3093 nucleotides. RefSeq lists its product as hypothetical. Gene Ontology annotation, molecular function: DNA-binding transcription factor activity, RNA polymerase II-specific; zinc ion binding; sequence-specific DNA binding. Lineage: Eukaryota; Fungi; Ascomycota; Leotiomycetes; Helotiales; Amorphothecaceae. The coding region runs from base 1 to 3093 and encodes 1030 amino acids. Gene Ontology annotation, biological process: positive regulation of transcription by RNA polymerase II; DNA-templated transcription. The transcript is spliced from 3 exons. The record is from RefSeq and is a predicted model, not a curated record.
AUGGAGACGAAUCGAGGAUCUCCGACCUCAAAUCCGGGGAACCGGGAUGGAGGUGCAGGCGCAUAUCCGAGUCACAAACGCGCACGACACAGUCCGCCGGAGCCUGGGCCUGCAGGAGACGAGCUUGAUGCCGUUGAUGCAGCUGCUGCGACGUUACAGGGGAUAGCCAAGGUGAACAGCAACGCGAGUAGUUUCCGCAACGUGAGUGCGUGUAAUCGCUGUCGGUUGAGGAAGAAUCGCUGUGACCAGCGCCUGCCCAGUUGUGCGAGCUGUGAGAAGGCGAAUGUGAAGUGCGUGGGCUAUGAUCCCAUCACUAAGAGGGAGAUCCCUAGGAGCUAUGUCUUCUACCUCGAAACUAGAGUCGGAUACCUGGAGAAGCUCCUCCAAGACAACGGCAUCCCCUUUGCCGCUGCCGAAGUCCUCGAUCACAGCUCCCGUCCAGGCGCAGACCCAAACACGGUCCAGACACCGAGCGACGAUGGGGUGCCAUUCAACGGCAAUACUGCGAUCACCUCGAAUAAGCAAUCGCCGCAGGAGGUGGCAUGGAAUAAGAAACAGGACGAAUCUGACAAACUCAAUAAGCUCGUCUCGAAUAUCGGCAGUGUGUCGGUCCAGGGAGCUUCGGAUUCAAGAUACCUGGGCUCUACGUCAGGAAUCUCCUUUGCGAGGGUGGUCUUCGCCGCAGUCAAGUCCUCGGUUUCAGGGGGAAAUAGUGAUCGGAGUGGAGUUCGACCAUCCAAAGCCCCUACCACCGCCAAACCAACCGGGACCUCGAUGCGUGAUUCUUUCUUUGGAUUGCACACUAAACCUACUAUCAAGCAAGCUCCUUUCCCAGAUAUAGACGUCGGGCGCCGGCUGGUGGAGUUUUACUUCGAGCACGCGAACCCCCAGAUCCCUAUCCUCCACCGGGGCGAAUUCAUGAAGAUGUUCGAGCAGGCGUACGCCGAAGGAGAUGCACGCGUGCGGACCCCCAGGGAACUGUAUAUGCUCAAUAUCGUCUUCGCGAUCGGAAGCGGAAUCUUCUUGGGCGAUUCGGGCGACAAGGAAAAGGAGGAGAAAGGGGAGAAGGGACGUCAGCCUCGACGGACAGCGGCCGGACGGCAGCACCAGCCCGAGGAGUACCAUGCCUCUGCCAUCGUACAUCUGGAAGCAUGCCUCAGUUCAUCAAAUUCGCCCGAUCGGCCGGAUGGCUUCGGUGGCGGUCUGGAGGAGCUGCAGGCCGUCUUGCUCCUGGCGGGCUUUGCGCUCCUGAGACCCGUGGCCCCGGGACUGUGGUAUAUUGUUGGGGUGGCAGUCAGGUUGGCUGUUGAUCUCGGUCUACAUUAUGAGGAUGGCAAGGAUAUUGAUGUAGGGCUCGACGAGGUGGGUUUGAAGAGCGAGGAUAAUGAUCGUGUGAGGAUGCUGCAAGAACGCAUUGCGAGGGAACGUGGGAGGAGGGAGUGGGUCAGGGACUUUAGGAGGAGGCUGUGGUGGUGCACGUAUUCCUUUGAUCGACUUGUCUCUACGUGCGUGGGUAGACCCUUUGGCAUUACGGACCAGGUAGUGACGACCGAAUUCCCAAGUCUACUCGACGACAAAUAUAUUACCCCGACUGGAUUCCUGGAUCCUCCUGGCGGAGCUGCAGAACCUACUUACAAACAUGCCGCGUAUCACUACUUCCGACUCAGAUUACUCCAGUCAGAAAUCUUGCAGGUGUUGCAAUACCAGCAAGCGCAGAUCGCACGAGCAGGCGGUGCGAACCAAUGGAAUCCGUACAUGCACACCUCGCUCCCGUCCCCCUUCCUCUCAAAAUUUGACAGCUUCCGCUCCUGGCGCAUCGACAUCGACAAGCGGCUAUGGGAAUGGAAAACCUCCGCGCCCACCAAGCGGGAGACGGGGGUGGCCUUCUCGGUCGAGUUCCUCGAGCUCAAUUACUGGCAAUGCGUGAUCAUGCUCUACCGGCAAAGUCUGAGUGUACCGCCCUUGUUCGAAGGAGAGUAUAGCACCAGCGAAGAGGUACAGAGCCCCAGCAUGCAGCAUGUGGAGAUUCGCGAGGAUGAAGAGAGGGUAUUCUUGAAGGUAGCGGAGGCUGGGCAGCGAGUCCUGAGGCUGUAUAGGCAGUUGCACCGCGUGCAUCUUGUUAACUAUACUUUCCUGGCUACGCACCAUCUCUUUAUGGCGGGGAUCUCGUUCCUCUAUGCUAUCUGGCACUCGCCUGUUGUGCGGAGUCGUUUGACGAUGGACGAGGUAGACUUUACUAUUUUAGCUGCAACUUCCGUCCUUGGCGAUCUGAUUGAGAAAUGCCCACCAGCAGAAGCCUGUCGUGACGCUUUCGACCGCAUGUCCAAAGCCACAGUCCAGAUGUGCAUGUCCACCACGGGCUUCAGUUCCUCGGCCCAGGGCCUCAGCACCCAUCGCCCUUCCCACUCCAACAAAGAAGGUGGCGAUUAUUUCCCUUCUAAUACCAGCAAAUCUGGAUUCCGUCCUGCCCCAUCGCGCCCAAAACCUCAAUUCGACAUGGCGCUCAACGAUCUUCUAGGUCCCAGUCCUCCGCAGACUGGAUCGUCACGGAAUAUGGGGAAAGCAGUGAAGAACGAGUUCGACUACAGACCAAACACCUCUGUCACAGCCUCAAAUCUACGCCAGAAUACAGCGCAAUCUCAACCACAGACAAUGAACAGUCCAUCCGAAUACGCAAUGUCGCCUCCCACGUCCUCUUCUCACGACAACUCCGCCAUCGACCCCUCCCUCCUCCCCUCGCCUCAACCCUACAACUCUCUCCCGCACCCCUCGCAGAACCCGAGUCAGAACCAGAACCAGCACUCGCCGACUCCCACAUACCCGCCCACCUCAAAUCCGUACCCGGAGUUCUCAUUCGCGCCAUCGGCGCCCAGCAUGGACUUCCUGCAGGGCAGUGGCUGGGAGAACGACGUGCAGGGUGGCAUCGGGAACGGCGGCAAUGGCGGCUUCUCUGGCUACGGUGCGGAGGGCGGCGACCUGGGCGUCGGCCUUGGCUGGGAGGGCGUGGACCAUGAUUUCAGCGGCGGUGGCAACGGCGGCCUGCCGGAUCUGUUCGAAGGAUUUUUCUUUGGUGGAGCGGGGAAUUAUGGAUAG